UGGCCCGCUGUCGUUGCCUGUAUUGGACACUGGUUUCACAAGUCUUCGCGAGGCGUUAUUUUUGGUUUAUGGAAUUCUCAUACAAGUAUUGGUAAUAUUCUCGGCGCCAUCAUUGCCGGUGCAUUUGUCGAAUAUAAUUGGGGUUUGAGUUUUAUUGUUCCUGGCGUUAUCAUGGCAGUGGCUGGUUUUCUUGUUUUUCUCUUCUUAACUCCUUAUCCUGAAGAUGUUGGCAUUUCCCAGUCAUCUAUCCAUGACCCCGUUGAUCCUAGAAACACACAAGACUUUACUGAAAGCGAAGAUGUUGGCUCCUCUGGUGUAUCAUCCAUGACUGAAUCUCGUGAAAAUAACAGUUAUCGUCGUCGUAUCAUUGACGAUGUUAGCGAAGAAGAGAGUCCAUUGCUUGGCAAUGAUCGUCCGAUAAACGCUUUAAGAGCACAAAAAAACGCUAUCUCAUUCUGGGAUGCGCUUCAAAUUCCUGGUGUUGUUGAAUUCUCAAUCUGCUUAUUCUUUGCCAAAUUUGUAAGUUAUACGUUUCUCUACUGGUUACCACGAAUCAUCAUGUCUUUGACUCAUGAAUCGUCAUCACAUUCUGCAUAUCUGUCAGUGCCUUUUGAUUUGGGUGGAAUUAUUGGCGGCGUUCUUGCUGGCUAUGUUGUAGAUCGAACCGGCGCAAGUGCAAUCACAUGCGUUAUUAUGCUUUCACUUGCUAUCCCAUCGCUUUAUAUCUAUCUCAUAUUUGGCGCAAGUUCAUUCAUGAUGAAUAUUUUAUUACAAAUCAUUGCGGGAACUUUUGUGAAUGGGCCAUACGCACUUAUUACAACUGCUGUUUCAGCUGAGCUCGGAACAAAAGUAAAAUCAAGUAAUGCUUUAGCAACCGUGACAGCAAUCAUUGACGGUACUGGCUCACUGGGAGCCGCUGUUGGACCCUUCUUUGCCGGCCUGGUUUCUUCUAGUAAUGGUUGGAGUAAUGUCUUCUUCAUGGUAAUGAUCGCCGACGGUAUU
This is a messenger RNA of Drosophila guanche, 1002 nucleotides long. RefSeq names its product glucose-6-phosphate exchanger SLC37A2-like. The transcript has 4 exons. NCBI's taxonomy places the organism in Eukaryota, Metazoa, Arthropoda, Insecta, Diptera, Drosophilidae. Gene Ontology annotation, biological process: transmembrane transport. The annotation marks the transcript as partial. The record is from RefSeq and is a predicted model, not a curated record. Gene Ontology annotation, molecular function: transmembrane transporter activity.